This is a messenger RNA of Aspergillus udagawae, 1188 nucleotides long. Its product is annotated as pepsin-like aspartic protease. The record is from RefSeq and is a predicted model, not a curated record. The transcript has 4 exons. Gene Ontology annotation, biological process: proteolysis. Bases 1 to 1188 code for a protein of 395 amino acids. Lineage: Eukaryota; Fungi; Ascomycota; Eurotiomycetes; Eurotiales; Aspergillaceae. Gene Ontology annotation, molecular function: aspartic-type endopeptidase activity.
AUGGUCGUCUUUAGCAAAAUCACAGCUGUCAUCGUCGGUCUCUCGACCAUUGCGUCUGCUGUGCCUGUGGUUCAGUCGCGGAAGGGCUUCACUAUCAACCAAGUGGCCAGGCCUGUGACCGACAAGAAGACCGUCAAUCUUCCAGCCGUUUAUGCCAAUGCUUUGUCCAAGUAUGGCGCUACUGUCCCUGCCAGUGUCAAGGCGGCUGCAAGCUCCGGCAGCGCUGUUACUACCCCCGAGCAAUAUGACACGGAAUACCUGACUCCCGUCAAAGUUGGUGGAACAACCCUGAACUUGGACUUUGACACUGGCUCUGCAGAUCUCUGGGUCUUCUCCUCCGAGCUUUCUGCUUCCCAAUCUAGCGGCCAUGCCAUCUACAAGCCAUCCUCCACUGCCAAAAAGCUGAGUGGCUACUCCUGGCAGAUCUCCUAUGGUGAUGGUAGCUCUGCCAGCGGUGACGUCUACAAGGAUACGGUCACUGUGGGUGGUGUCACUGCCCAGAGCCAGGCUGUGGAGGCUGCCAGCCAAAUCAGCUCUCAAUUUGUGCAGGAUAAGGACAACGAUGGUCUGCUGGGUCUGGCAUUCAGCUCCAUCAACACAGUCUCUCCCCGGCCUCAGACUACUUUCUUUGACACUGUCAAGUCCCAGCUGGACUCUCCUCUCUUUGCUGUGACCCUGAAGUACCACGCUCCAGGAACCUACGACUUUGGAUACAUUGACAACUCCAAGUACAAGGGACAACUCACUUAUACCGACGUCGAUAGCUCCCAGGGUUUCUGGAUGUUCACUGCUGAUGGCUACGGUGUUGGCAACGGAACUCCCAACUCCAACCAGAUCAGCGGCAUUGCUGACACCGGCACCACCCUCCUGCUGCUUGAUGACAGCGUCGUUGCUGACUACUACCGGCACGUUACUGGGGCUAAAAACAGCAACCAAUACGGUGGUUAUGUCUUCCCCUGCUCCACCAGCCUUCCUUCCUUCACUACCGUCAUCGGUGGCUACAAAGCGGUCAUUCCCGGCAACUACAUCAACUUUGCCCCGGUCACUGACGGCAGCUCCACCUGCUUCGGUGGUAUCCAGAGCAACUCGGGCUUGGGCUUCUCCAUCUUCGGAGAUAUCUUCCUCAAGAGCCAGUACGUCGUCUUCGACUCCCAAGGCCCCAGACUCGGCUUUGCCGCUCAGGCCUAG